Molecule: messenger RNA, 2013 nt
Organism: Aspergillus sclerotioniger CBS 115572
Lineage: Eukaryota; Fungi; Ascomycota; Eurotiomycetes; Eurotiales; Aspergillaceae
Product: putative MFS drug efflux transporter
Exons: 1
Coding region: 142-1830 (562 amino acids)
Biological process (GO): transmembrane transport
Molecular function (GO): transmembrane transporter activity
Source: RefSeq, a predicted model, not a curated record
GCUGUCAUCUUUCAAAAUGUCCGAGAGUAAAGACGAGCAUUUCAGUGAACUUGGUGUGGUCCUGUUUACACCUCCUUUUCCGUUCAUCCUCAAUCCUCUCCCUCUCCUAUCCCUCCUCCACCUCCACCCUCACCCUCUACUAUGGCUGCAGACGAGAGCCGAGAGGCUGCCGUGAUGAACCCGGCCUACGACAAGGAAGAGGGCCAGCUCUCGGAAAAGUCCGCUGCCUCCAACCUGGAUUCCGAAGACCAGCUGCCCGCUCCCAAGGGAGACGAAGAUGCUCCCCGUGAGAUCUCGGGCUGGAAAUGGGUCAUUGUCGUCAUCGCCAUCUACAGCUCCCAAUUCCUCUUCGCCCUGGAUAACACCAUCGUCGCCAAUAUCCAGCCGACCAUUGUGGAGGACUUCGAUGCCGUGUCCAAGCUGUCCUGGAUCAGUGUUGCCUUCCUCAUCGGUGCCGCGUCGACCAACCUGGUUUGGGGAAAGAUCUUUGCCAACUUCAACGCCAAAUGGACCUACAUCAUCUGUAUUUUCAUCUUUGAAGUUGGAUCCGCCGUCUGCGGUUCAGCGCCCACCAUGAACGCCUUCAUCGUUGGCCGUGCCAUCUGUGGCUUCUCGGGAGCCGGCAUGUAUGUCGGACUGAUGACCAUGUUGGCCGUCACCACCACCAUCAAAGAGCGUCCCACGUACAUUGGCGGUGCGGGUUUCACCUGGGGUGUUGGCACGGUUCUGGGACCCAUCAUUGGUGGUGCUUUCACCGACUCGUCUGCCGGCUGGCGUUGGUCGUUCUACAUCAACCUGUGCAUCGGCGCUGUCUGCGCCCCUGUCUACAUCUUCAUGCUCCCCAACAAGGAUCCUCGUCCUGGAGUCAGCUUGGGCGACCGUGCUCGUGAGAUCGAUUACCUGGGUGCGGUCCUGACCAUUGGCGCUUUCAUUUCUGGCGUCAUGGCCAUCUCCUUUGGCGGUGCCACUUACGCAUGGGACUCGGGCAAGAUUAUCGGUCUCUUCUGCUGUUCGGGAGUGCUUUUCAUCCUGCUGGGCAUCCAGCAGGGCAUUCCAUUCCUCACCACCAAGGAACGCCGUCUGUUCCCCGUGGAGUUCUUGCGGAGCCGCACCAUCUUGAUCCUGUUCGCCAUGACGGCCGCCGGUGGUACUCUCAUCUUCCUCCCCGUCUACAUGUGCCCACUUUACUUCCAAUUCACUCGGGGCGACUCUGCCCUCCAGUCCGGUGUGCGUCUGCUGCCGUUCAUUAUCCUGAUGAUCGUGGCUGUUAUCGGGAACGGUGCCAUUCUUUCUGCUCACGGUCUGUACAUGCCGUGGUUCCUCGCGGGCGGCAUUCUCUGCCUCAUCGGCAGCGCCCUGAUGUACACCGUUACCGCGACGAGCUCGAUCGCCAAUAUCUACGGAUACACGGUCCUCAUUGGGUUCGGCGUCGGUCUUUUCUCGCAAGCAUCCUUCUCGAUCGCUCAAGCCGUCGCGGAGCCUCGCAUGGCGCCUUCGGCCGUCGGGUUCAUCACCUGUGCGCAGAUCUCGGGCUGCACCAUUGCCCUGGCCAUUGCCAACGCCGUGUUCCUCAACCAGAGUAUCCAGGGCGUCAAGGCCAUUCUUCCCAACAUUGACUCCACGGAGGUGGAGCAGACCAUUACCGGAACCGGGUCUCAGCUCUUCGACAACCUCACCCCGGCCGUCAAGCAGGAGGUGCUGGAGGCCAUUGUGAAGGCGCUGAACAAUUCCUACAUCCUGUCCAUGGUUGCCGGUGCAUUGGUGGUUGUGUUGAGUAUUUUCAUGAAGCGCGAGAAGCUCUUCAUUGCUGGCGGAGCUGGUGGUGUUUAAGCAAUUCUGGGGGCAAAGGAAGCUAGGGGAUUAGGGCAGGGCAGGACAGGAGUGGUGAUGGGCUCCUGAUUUCUUGCAAUAGAUACAUUUGUUUACAAUGUACUUAGAACGGGGCGAAUCUCUCUUCAAAACGCUGGGUUAUAUAUAUACCAGCCAUGGAUCCAUGAGCCAUGGGAUUUUUAA